This is a messenger RNA of Acaulospora colombiana, 872 nucleotides long. The record is from the annotation of a GenBank genome assembly. Lineage: Eukaryota; Fungi; Glomeromycota; Glomeromycetes; Diversisporales; Acaulosporaceae.
GAAAUCAGGUCCUUGUUGGCAUCUUGGUCAACGACCUAGAGCCAGAUGUUAAAACCGACAUGGUCAUCGUGUUGGACGGAGAAGCAAGAAAUUUUUAUCACAUCUCCGAGAAUACAGGGGCUAUCACUACCAAUAUAAUUGCCUACUUCUCUCAUGAUAUACCACUCGCCGUGCACACGCUUUCGGUUGAAGCGUCAGCGAACAGUCUUAUCCUGUUUGACUAUAUCGCCUAUGACUCAGGUAAACUUGCGAACACUGGCGGUGGUUCCACCUCUGGUUCGCAGGGCCCUUCAUCGAUAACCUCCACUUCUACUUCUGGAAGCCUUGUAUCCAUCACUUCUAACUCUGGGGGCCCUUCUGGUACCAAAACAACGUCGGGCUCAUCCGGAACUGGCCUUACAAGCACCUUUUCUCGCGCCGGAACGUCGAUCGACGUAGCGACAAUUACCGCUUUAAAUGUCCAGGCAUUCACUGUACCGCUUUUCACCACUACGGAUGCAGAAGGGAGGACCUACUAUCCUCCCGAACUGACGGCCCUUCCGAACGGUUCCGAUCCAUCAAACGUUGGGAGCGGGAACUCCAAUGGAACCAGCUCAGAUUCGUACGUAACAACCUCGAUAGUAUAUUUUGAAGAGCUAUCGGAGCGGCUGUUGCAGCACUGGCCGCCGUCCUUGUCGUCGUCUUCAUGUUCUGCAUGCGAAGGAGACGCCGUCUGGCUUCACAAGCUCGACCAGGUUCAGCUGAACCCUACAUCCUGGCGGGUUCAUCAACAAACACCACGCCGUCGAGCCAGAGCACCAACCUCAGCCUUUCCGCAGAACCCGUCCCAUAUCCUGGCUCCGCACUCGGCCUUUACAACUCUCUUCCUGCUG